Molecule: messenger RNA, 3908 nt
Organism: Amblyraja radiata (thorny skate)
Lineage: Eukaryota; Metazoa; Chordata; Chondrichthyes; Rajiformes; Rajidae
Gene: gfra4a
Product: GDNF family receptor alpha 4a
Exons: 7
Coding region: 1-1284 (427 amino acids)
Biological process (GO): nervous system development
Cellular component (GO): signaling receptor complex; external side of plasma membrane
Molecular function (GO): signaling receptor activity
Source: RefSeq, a predicted model, not a curated record
AUGUUAUUUCCCCCCCCAUUGACAGAUGGAUUGUGGAAGGUGGAAGGGGCUCACAGUGACUGCCUACAGGCCAGUGAAACCUGCAACAGUGACCCCAGGUGCAGCUCCAAGUACCGGACAUUCCGCCAGUGCAUGGCAGGCAGCAGUGCAGCCCCGCUCGGCCCCGGGGCCAAGAACCAGUGCAUGAAAGCAAUGGUGUCGCUCCUCUCCAGCCCACUGCACAACUGCAAGUGCAAGCGAGGCAUGAAGAAGGAGAAAGUCUGUCUCGGCAUCUACUGGAGCCUUCAUCAGAGCAUGUCACGAGGGGAGGAGACGGACGACAGCUCACCCUACGAGCCCAGCAAGCGAGGAUAUGACUAUGCCAGACUGGCCUCCAUCACAGCAGGGUCUGAUGUAGGUGUGACACGGGCCAACCGUUGCCUGGAUGCGGCCAAGGCCUGCAACGUGGACGAGUCGUGCCAGAGGCUGCGGACAGAGUACGUGUACUCCUGCAUCAAGCCCUCCAGCAACAUGGAGACUUGCAACCGCCUCAAGUGCCACAAAGUCCUGCGCAAGUUCUUUGACCGCGUCCCCGUCGAGUUCACGCACGAGCUGCUCUUCUGCCCCUGUGAGGACACGGCGUGUGCCGAGCGCAGGAGGCAGACUAUUGUCCCAUCCUGCUCUUACUACGUCAAGGAGAAGCAGAACUGCCUGUCGCUGCUGGAGUCCUGCAAGGUCGACGUUGUCUGCAGAUCGAGGCUAGCAGACUUCCAAACACGUUGCCAGCCCUCCACACAGUCGGUGAGCGGCUGCCUCAGGGAGAACUACGCUGCAUGUCUGCUCUCCUACACCGGCGUUAUAGGUACUGUGAUUACCCCAAACUACAUUGACAAUUCAAGCUCGAAUGUGGCGCCCUGGUGCACCUGCAGCGGCAGCGGAAACAACCGGGAGGACUGCGAGAGCUUCCUCAAUCUCUUCACGGAUAACACCUGCCUCAAGAAUGCGUUUCAUGCAUUCGGGAAUGGGACAGACCUUAACACCGGCUCCAGCGUUCACCACUCCACUUCCCAGACGUGGCAGAACAAACACAUAAACAGCACGGAGAUUUCACACCGGGAAGCAAAUGCGCUCAGUCCGUUACUACCCACACAGGCGGCUGAUGAACGGCUGCUGUGGAAGGAGUCGAGGCCGAGCCGGGCAGCCUCUGAGGCGCUGGGCCAGGCAUCAGCCUCGGGCUCGGCCUGCGACCACCAUCUGCUCUGGAGCCUGCCGCUCGCCGCCCUGCUCUUACCGCCGAGGAUGUGAGGGAAGAGGUGAGGCAGCGGCUCCAGGCCCAUCACCCCACCCCCUCCACCCACCCUGCUACCCCUCCUCCAUCAUCGCCCGCUCCACACUCACCCCCUCUCCGGGGUCCAGCCGGACAUUUUACACCAAGGGCGCCAGAGGUUUGUCGUCGUCACUGUUGCCAUCACCAUCGCCGCCGCCGCCUGAGGGGAAGAUCACGAGGACUGACCAACGGUCGGGGGGGGGGGUGGGGGGGGAAGGAAAAACGGACAUCACAUCGCAGCAGGAGAAGCCAAUUAACUGUGUACAUUGCCUGGGGAAGCCAUUUACCGACAUAUUUCUUGGGGGGCGGGGGGAGGGGAAGCCAUUUUGUGAUGCACAUUGCUGGGAUACGAGGGGGACCUCCCUUCACUAAUAUGGCGGCACUUUGGUGGGAUACGGGGUUCAUGGCAGCACAAUGCUCGGAUACUGGGGUCACGGAGGCACGUUGCUAGGAUACGGGGGUCAUGCGGACAAGUUGCUAGGAUAGGGGUUCAUGGUGGCACGUUGGUGGGAUACGGGGAAACACGGCGACAUGUUGCUAAGAUAAGGGGAUCCUCCCUUAGCAACCAAUGCGGAACGUUGCCGGGAUACGGGAGUCAUGGAUGCACGUUGCCGGGAUACAGGGGUCAUGGAUGCAUGUUGCCGGGAUACAGGGGUCAUGGGUGCACGUUGCCAGGAUACGGGGACCUCCCUCAGCAACAAGAUCGUCUCCUUAAAGCCGGGUUCCAAGUAUCCAUCGUCAAGCAGCAGCUGUGCCCUGGGUUUCCGUUAAACAGGUUUCAAAGACAAUUCAUUACCAAGAUCCAGUUUCUGUGCCCAUAAGCUUCUGUGCCCAUAUUGUACUGUUCAAGGUCGGAUUUCACUGAUACAUUUAUUAUAAAUAGUUGUAAAGAGUAGAGAAUGGAUCUAACGCCUUAUUACCUGAGUCUGGUUUUAAGGAACUUUUGCAUUCAAUGGGAGCUCAAUGCAUUUAUUUUUAACCAGUUGUCAUUUAAUUCCAUCUUUAAGAGUUAACAGUUAGUCCUCGCAACCACAGGAAAUUUGGUGGGAAGUUGCGUUUUUUGUUUGUUCCAAGGCAGAGCCAUUCAAACGUCAGUGAUCUUGAACAGGGACUGGUGCACACUUGGCAAUUGCUUGCAAAUCUUUUGUCUCCUAUCUUCGGGAAGAAUCCUUCCUGACUCCCAUCCACGUCUUCAGUCUGGAAAUGCAGCAUCCCAAAGAAAGAUAAAUGCAAACAGGUGUAGGAGAACUCAGCAUGUCGGACAGCACCUGUGGGAAGAGAAAUGGCCAACGUUUCAGGUCCAGGACUCUUCAACAGAAACAUUAACCGCAGAUGCUGCCUUACCCACCGAACAUCACUCAUGUUUUCUGUGCUUGUUUCAAAUUUGCAGGGUGUGCAGGGUUUGCGUUGGUUUCCAAAGACUGAUUCUGCUCACUGUAAACAUUGCCCCUGGGAAUAUUGAUUUCUCUAACUUCAAGUAACCCCAGCAUUCCCUCUCUCUCUAUCCCUCCCACACCCAAGUCGCACCAGCUUCUCGUUUUCACCCAACAAACAGCCAACGAUGACCGGUUUCCUUUAUCAGCUUAACUUUUUUACUUAUCUUUCAUGCGUUGUUCUUUGUCUCUCUACAUCAUCGCCUAUAUCUCUCAUUUUCCUUAUCCCAAACCAGUCUGAAGAAGGGUCUCGACCCGAGACGUCACCCAUUCCUUCUCUCCAGAGAUGCUGCCUUUCCCACUGAGUUACUCCAGCUUUUUGUGUCUAUCCCCUGGUGUUUAGGUGGGUGGGAGGAGAAUUGAAUAAGGGAGCUUUUGGGUGUAUGUUAAAGAGGGAAAUGGGAUUGUUCUGAGAAUUGGGAUACAUCUGAUGGGUUGCAUGCGGCAGAGUGGUGCAGCGGUAGAGUUGCUGCCUUACAAUAGCAAUGACCUGGGUUCGAUCCUGACUGCUGGUUCUGUCUGUAAGGAGUUUGUACGUUCUCUCUGUGACUGCGUGGGUUUUCUCCAGGUGCUCCAGUUUCCUCCCACACUCCAAAGAAGUACAGGUUUGUAGUUACAAUUAUGCAAAUGUUGGUUAAGUGGGUUUGGUUAAGAAAAAAAUGGUAUAUUGUCCCGAGUGUGUAGGAUAGUGCUAGUGUAUGGGGUGAUCGCUGGUCGACGUGGCUGAAGGCCUGUUUCCACACUGUAUGUCGAAAGUCUAAAGUAAAACGCUAAAGUCUAAAAAACGUGAAAAAAACGAAAACGUAAUAUAAGGGAAUGCAUCGCAUAUGCCACACAUAUUUAUUAUUUUGAGUCAUUAUUUUGAAUUCUUGUACAUCUCCUGACUGUUUUGGCUUCUUUACCUCAGUUGCCCAACAUCUCAUUGAUCAAAUGUCUCCAUGUACUACACCUCCGACAGCCCUGCAGACAACUGAUCCUCUCAUUCUGAUCUUGUGCAUUGAGCUGUGGCAAACCUAACCUCACUUCCCUAGGCUUCAAGCUCUUCAAUAUCCCCAACCAUCUCCUCCCAGGUUGGUCCUAAACCAUGUCCUCCAGUUCUUUAUUCCCCGACUCUGGGCAAAAGGCUCUGUGCAUUUAACCUCUGUCCUCCAAUCCUCGAUUCCCCUACU